GAGCGUGCUGUUCGGACGGUCAACACGUGGAGAGAGAGAAAAGAGAGGCAUACACAUAGGAAGGGGGACACGUUGGGAUUGUAUUGGGCCCAGUGUACGUAAUAUUAGAUUACGAGCCUGCAAUUCACAGUGGCGGCGCAGACAACAUUGAAACAAAGUGUAGUAGCUAGGGUCCAGAGGAGAUGCCAUUGAGGUUCCGGUCCUUUGCCCCGUACACGCUUCCUGGGGUGCUGGCGCUCAUCGGCUGGUGGUGGUACAUCUCCCGCAAGAAGGCUCGACCUGCCAGCCUCCAGGCUGAGGAGGAGGGGGCGGCCCCAGCCAUGGGCCUGCUUAGCUCCCCCACCGAAGUCAGUAAUGGACUGUUGGAAAGAGCCUGUUGCCAACCCACAUCAACCUCCACAGUCCACCGGAGGCCGAGCAGAGACAGACCCAAAACCAUAGAGCCCAAGUCUACGGAGCAGGAGCUGCUGCUGCAGCAGGAGGUGGUGGUGGUGGUGGCAGCGCAGGUCCACUCGCCUCUGGUUAGAGCGGUGGAGGCAGAGGCAGAGUCCAUCUCCAUCUCCAGGUCCCCCUCUCUCGGGUUGGGAAGGACGGAGGUACCCCAAGUCUCUACUCCCCACCUCAGGAAAGGUAGAGAAGCCCCAACCCAGAGCAGCGUAGAAUGUCAGCAGAAGACUACAGAAGCUGACCUGGCCACAGAAAAGAGCUCCAGUGAAUCAGAAAGAGAUGCCCUUAGCUGCAGUGAUGCACAACAGAUCCAUGUAGACACGGGGAAACCAAGCGUUACACCCUUGAUAACAGCUGAGCCUACAGCAGCCAAAGAGAUGUCUCCGGAUGUGGACAGUGAAGCCCUCAGGCUUGCUGCCACUCACUCUGACAGGAUGGAUCCCGACGUGGAAGUGGCUGUGGAGCUGACCAAAGACGCGAGGCCUGAACCAGAGGGAGAGGUGGCAGCAGAAGAGACACCCCACACCCAGCCCGCACCCAAGACCCUACACGAGACGCUUCGAGAUGCGACCCCUUACCCCUCCUCCUCCUCCUCGAUCUCCACCAGCUCCAUCACCAAAGAAGAGCCUGCCCCCAUGACUCUUGCCGCAAAGGAGUCCAGGCAGGAGCCCCCGUUCCUGCACCCCGAAACCCCCACGGCCCACCACGUCACAUCCCCUCUCUUCACAAGCACGCCCACUGGCCCCGACGAGGCGACCUCAGAGGGCCAAGAUCAGUGGCAGGUGGAGAACGGCAUAGUGAGUCAGCUCCGGGAGGAUGGCGAGAGCAAGCACGUGGCACAGCAGCUGCAGGAGUACGAGCGCGUCGCAGCCGGUCUCAUCACCGAGGUCAUCUCAGCUGCCGCCCAACAGGUCCAAAUGACCGGCAGCUGCGAGGAUGUAGCUGUGGCCGUGCAGACGACGCCGUCUCAGACCACACCUGUUCCAAAUGGCAGGCCGUGUUCUGCCGACAGCUCGGGGCAAGAGGUUGCAGCAAACGAAGAGGCAUCUAUGCAGGAAACGCAAACGCAAGGACCCCCGGCGACAGAGCAGUCCGAUAAAGAGAUGACCAAUGGUUGCCUGACAGCACCCACAUGGGAACGCUACGCAGAGAGGAUGGCGGAGAAGGAACAGACGACGGUCACGACCACCCCCUCAGACAGCCUACGAGAACCCGCUGGUAGUCACUCCAAACUACAGGCCGAUGAAACGCAGACUGUAGCUGAGGACUCUGGCUGCUGCCAAUCAGAGGAUGGCAUCAGUGGUGAGGACCUUCCCCUUCAUGCCACAGGGCUACCACAGGUAGCGCCCGACACAAAAGAGGGUCCCGUUCAAGCCUCGUCAUCGUCCCUGCUCUCCUCAAAAAUCGAGGAGGUACGGCCAACAGGUAGUCCCACUCCGGUGGUGCUGGAGGAGGCGGUGCUAGCACAGCACGAGGCUGCCACCGCUCUCCGCCCGCAGCUCACCGCUGCCUCCCUGAGGAACGGAGCGCACCUCAUCAGCGAGGCUGAGACUGACCAAUCUGGUUCCGAUGUGAACAGCAUGGACUCUGUGGACAGUGGCUGUACACUGGGGGCAGGAGAGGGCAGCAGCAGCCUGCCGUCUGCCUCCUCCAGCUCUGAGGUCAUCGUGUGGGAGAUCGAGGUGCCAAAGCAUCUAGUGGGGAGACUCAUUGGAAAACAAGGGAGAUACGUGAGCUUCCUGAAGCAAAGCUCCGGAGCCAAGAUCUACAUCUCAACUCUGCCUUACACACAGGAGUUCCAGAUAUGCCACAUGGAAGGUACGCAGCAGCAGGUGGAUAAAGCACUGGCCUUGAUUGGGAAGAAGUUCAAAGACCUGGACCUGACCAACCUGUACGCUCCCCCUCCCGCCCCACUCACGCUGCCCUCACUGCCCAUGACCUCCUGGCUCCUGCUCCCCAAUGGCGUGACGGUGGAGGUGAUCGUGGUGAAUAUCGUCUCCCCCGGCCACAUGUUUGUGCAGCAGCACACGCACCCUACCUACCAUGCCCUGCGCAGCCUGGACCAGCAGAUGUUCCUGUGCUACUCGCAGCCCGGCACGCCUGCCCUGCCCACUCCCAUUGAAGUGGGGGUGAUCUGUGCGGCUCCAGCUGGAGAGGGGGCGUGGUGGAGAGCCCAAGUCAUCUCCUUUUACAAAGACUCUAACGAGGUGGAGAUCCGCUACGUGGACUACGGCGGCUAUGAGCGGGUCAAGAUCGACACACUUCGGCAGAUAAGGUCCGACUUUGUUACUUUACCCUUCCAAGGAACAGAAGUACUGCUGGAUAACCUUCUGCCUCUCCCAGGUGAGGACCGCUUCUCCACCGAGGGAAAUGCUGCUCUGGAGGAAAUGACAAGAGGUGUACCACUGCUUGCACAGGUGACAAACUAUGACAACAACACAGGCCUUCCUAUGGUCCAGAUGUGGAACAUGGUGGGAGAUGAGUUGGUACUGCUCAACCGCACCCUGGCAGAACGAGGGUUUGGCAACUGGGUGGACAACUUCUGAGUCUCGCAUCAUCUGCCCCCCCACCCCCUACCCACCCCACCCUCUAAAGUCAUAUCCUUUUCUCCCCACCCCACCUACCCUUCUCAACCUGAAGUGGACACCACUGGUUUGGGAAGAUUUUCUUUUUUUUUUUUUUUUUGGGGUUUUUGGAUUGUUUAUUUUUCUCAGAAAAAAAAAAUUGAAGUACUUUAUUAAAAAAAAAAUCAAAUAAAGUCAAGCUAAGAAUAAGCCAACUCUCCCAACACCAGAACACACCAAAACAUCCCUUCUUCCUGCUGAGCACUGGGGCAGGAGCCUCUGCUGCCUGUCCAGCUUGUACAUUUCAGAAGAAAAAUGGGGACAAAAGGAAAUGUACGUAGUUGAAAACAUAAAGGCUUUUUUUCCUCCGUCCUGCCACUAGGGUCUCUUCCAAGCAUUCAGCACAAACACGUCUGUGGAUAUGUUUUGUUCCAUGGAUGUCUUGAGCUUGACUCCGAGAGAAAUGUACAUUUCAGAGGAAAUUACUUUUUUUAGGGAUCUCUUUCCGCAUGUACAGAAAGAGAACAGCCGAAUUUGGGUGCACUCGUCAAAAGCAGAUGGUCUCGUUUGUCUUUUGAUAUUGUUGUAAGCUUCCGUUACAAUUAUUCGUCCUGUCCACUGUGUGUGCUUUGCUGGAUUCUUCGAAUGUUGUGUUUUGGGGGUUAAAAAAAAACAACUAAAAACUAAAUAAAUAGGAAUUUUGUCACAUCUGUAAUCAAUAUAAAGUGGGGUUAACACAUUUUUAAAUUUUGCGGAAAAGUGAAGUCUGAACUUGGAUCCAUGUGAAACGCCACUGUGAGGGGCACCAGAUCCGACGCAUCAGACAUGGGACUCAUGAGUGUGGGGGCGGUGUUGUAAGGGUGGGGAUUGGUGGGUGGCACCCUGCUCCUGUACCCCCCAUAAUCUCCUGUCUGUACAACACUGUGGCCUUAAUCAGGAGGAAAUGGGGGGGGUCUGUCCUGUGACGACAACCAGAGGAGGCAGAAGAGCCAUUCUCUGCACUCCCAACCCCCCACCCCCACCACACACACACACACACACACACACACACACACCAGACAGUCCUGUGAGACACCCCUUGCUUCACCGCAGCCUUCAGAGUGCUGUGACCAAGCAACGUGGUGCAUUCUCUCUCGCUGCAUUUCUGAUCCACUACAUGCAAUUUUGAGGGGAGAGCUGAACCACUUUUGGCAAGGAUACUGGAGAUGGCACAGUCUUCAUAGAGAUGAGGCAGCUAGUGGGCAAUAAGCCAUUUGGGUUCUGUGGCGCCAGCCUUAGUGUUGUGUGCUGCGUCUUGUGUUGACUCGCACCCCAUCCUACAUUGUCCUUUGAGUGCACACCACGUUGGGGUGGGUCAGCGCAGUAUGGGACCAUUAUACCACGGAAAAAGUAUUCACUUGGUGUGUCGGGGCGCAGGGCAAAGGGGGGGCGGGGGGGUUGGAUACACUACACCAUCCUUAGUGGAUUAAGGACACUACUAAUCCAGAGACAUGGCAUUGGGUAGAUAGGAAUGGGAGUAAAAGGGACAGUUUUUAUGCAGGCCAAUGGCAGAUUGGCCACUAGUUACAGAACUAAGAUAACCAACUAUAUGUGUGUGUGUCUGGUUUGCAUGUAAGCCUUGUCCACAAGAUCACAUACCUCUCUGUUGUUUUCACUGUGUUGCUUCAUAAACAAGACCUGUAACUCCCUUCUCGGCAAACGCAAGCCCACUGGCCGCCCCCUAGUCCUCACCGUCCCAUUCAAAGCCAGUGUGUGUGGGCAGGGGCAGUCAUGACGGUGCUCUUUGGCCAGUGAUCCCUGUCCCCAGCUUAACACUGCAUCAUCACUCCCUUGAAUCGUCACCUAGGGUAGCUGGAGGCACAUCUCCUGAAAGAAAGGGCGGUCAAAAUAAUACCAAAUUCAAAACUAUUUGUAGUCUGUUUUAAGGACACUUGAUCGGUUUGUUAAGUCGCUGAAUGGAACAGGGACUUGGGGAGUGUAUGCAAUUGGUCACAUGACAAAUCUGUAACGGUUGUGAUACAGCCUUGCAUAUACCAUUGUUUUUGUUUGUUUUGCUGGGUAUGGCAUAGGAUAUUUGCAAUGUGUGCGCCAUGUUAAUUAGCUCAACCAAGUAAUAGUGUGUUUUUUUUUAUUUUCUUCCGUCACUUACCUGUGGUGUUUUUGCAGUGGGGUAGGCCUCCGUUCCUGCUCUCUGUUAUGACCGUGGACAUUUUUUUCUUUUUUUUGUGACAUCACUAACUCUUGUGACACUUUCCAAGUCCCUUUGUUUCCAAAUGCUGUCUCUGUAGAACACUGUAACCUCAUUGCUAGCAUGAAAUAUCAUACACUAGCCUUCAUGUUCCAUAGCCAUUUUCCACGACUCCUUUUGGGUUUUGUCACAUGGUGAGGCUGCUCUGCUAAGGAAUUUUGAGCUUUUGUUAACUUUUUGUAAACCAUGGUUUUAAAAAUCCUUUAAAUAUAUACUAUGGAGGCCAGUGGACCCCAUAAAACUGACAUUAACAUUAGACUGUAAUCUGAAAACUGAGUAUACAGCAGCAUUUGUUUAACAGCGCAUUAGCAAGGGGCUUCCCUAAAUGUGUCUGUUCGAGAUGGGCGUGUAUGUUUACCCCUUGCUACUUGAAAGUCCAAUUUAUUCACUGUCAUGGUUAGGCCUCUGUCUCACAGUCCAAGCCUCAGGAAAGGUGGAUGACUUUUUCAAAUCUGUUGUCCAUACUAUAAGGACCACUUGACAUUGUAUUGUAAAAUGGUUUGGCCAUCAAGCGACCGGUAUGUCUAACUGUAUUUUAAGAUGAAGGAAAGACGAUGAUUGUACUGAACUGACCAUCCGCAGCGUUUUCAUAUCUAUGUGUUGUCGGGUAUAGCACCUCUUGUGUGAUUUGUCAUGAUGAGUGUGAACAGUAUGCAGCAGUACACUGAAGGGAGUGGUGUCAUGACUUGAACAGAUCUGGGGUCAGGGCAGAUCGACCCUAUGGUCUCUGCCCACACAGAAGCGGAUUCUGGAUGGAUCUGGCAUUGGUCAGUCAUCUGGUCAGUGUCAUCAGAGCCUGAUCCACUACAGUGUCACUUGAUAUGAUUUGAGUGACCACGCUCCACCAGUGUACUGACACCAUGUUCAUUUGCUUUUUAAACAGUGUUUUACAUCAUUAACACUAAACCAUACUCAUGGUUCAGGUCAUAGUUACCUGUGAAAGUCCAUGCUGUUGGCGUUGUCGUCUUUGCUUUGACCGUAGACCGCUUGCCCCAUCCCUCCCUGAUCUAUCAGCUCUACCCCAGAGCCAUGUUGCAUCUAAGGCGUAUUCUUGUGUACAUUUGACAUCAAAAUCAGACCAUCUCCUCUUCGCUAGAGUGGAGUGUGUGUGGCUUGACUUAAUUUUUUUUUUAAUAUAAAAUAACAUUGUGCAAGUCUGUGUAAAUAAGAUAUUUCACUGUACUUUUGUAACACACUGGAGAGCGUUCAGGAGACAUCAAACAAUAAAAGGGAACUAUGUUCAUACAAAUAUCCACCCCCCCCCCCCCUCCAAGGUCACCCUUCUAAAUGAAAUCUGCUCAGAGUUGUUGUGUCCGUAGGACUGGUUUGAAGUGUCUGCUUAGGUAGGGUAAGCAUUUGGGUAUUUAAAAGGAGUGCAAGCAAGCCUGCCCCCAUGCCAGGCAUGGACAGGUCAGAUUUAGCUAGACUCGUUAAAGAUUUGAUUUUUUUUUUUUGUUUCUUUGUUUUUUUCUUUGUUUGGGUUGUACAGGUCUAUUGGGGGGGAAAAGUAAUAAAUAAAGUUAUUAAAAUAGA
This is a messenger RNA of Clupea harengus (Atlantic herring), 6792 nucleotides long. It is a transcript of the gene akap1b, whose product is annotated as A-kinase anchoring protein 1b. NCBI's taxonomy places the organism in Eukaryota, Metazoa, Chordata, Actinopteri, Clupeiformes, Clupeidae. Gene Ontology annotation, molecular function: RNA binding; protein kinase A regulatory subunit binding. Gene Ontology annotation, cellular component: membrane; mitochondrion. The record is from RefSeq and is a predicted model, not a curated record.